Molecule: messenger RNA, 2062 nt
Organism: Aspergillus saccharolyticus JOP 1030-1
Lineage: Eukaryota; Fungi; Ascomycota; Eurotiomycetes; Eurotiales; Aspergillaceae
Gene: veA
Product: sexual development activator VeA
Exons: 3
Coding region: 210-1871 (553 amino acids)
Source: RefSeq, a predicted model, not a curated record
UGUUUCUCCUCUUCUUCUAUCUCACCUGAACCGCAGGGUCGGCCUUUAUAAUUCUCAUUUGUCACUAAUAGUCUCUGCAUACAAGACACAAUCAACAAGUCGAGAACCCAGCAGGUCGUUGCGCGUAUCAGCCCCCGACUUGGCCACAGUUCACCUGCAUGAUUCCAUCUAUGAUCGGCUGAAAAUUUUCAGUUUCGCAUUAGUUCAUCAUGGCUACCAAACCUCCUCUAUCGCCUCCGGUAAAUGAGACGGAGCAUUCCGUCAGUCGAAUUACUCGUGAGGGGAAGAAGCUUACGUACAAUUUGAGAGUAAUGCAACAACCCGAGCGGGCCAGAGCAUGCGGCGCCGGCGCCAAAUCUUCUGCUGACCGUCGACCGGUUGACCCUCCGCCUGUUGUUGAAUUGCGUAUCUUUGAAUCCGAUCCCGGCGACGACAGUAAUCUCACGGAAAUCACUUUCGCUUAUAACGCCAAUUUCUUUCUUUAUGCUACAUUAGACACCGCGCGUCCAAUAGCACAAGGAAGACUUGCUUCGACACCAACAUUUCCAGUACUUACGGGCGUGCCCGUGGCAGGUGUGGCAUAUUUGGACCGUCCGUUUCCGGCUGGAUAUUUCAUCUUCCCCGAUCUAUCCGUGCGUCAUGAAGGACUGUACCGUCUGAAUUUCCAUCUUUACGAGGAGACCAAGGAGAGCAAGGAUGCAGACGAAGGAACGGCGAUUCAGUCACCAAUGCACAGAACGAACCUUUCCAAACCGACAAUCCCAAAGUCAUUCCUGGAAUUUCGCCUCGAAGUCGUCUCGAUCCCAUUUACUGUCUACAGCGCCAAGAAAUUUCCAGGUUUGACGCAAAGCACACACCUGAGUCGUAUCAUUGCGGAGCAAGGCUGCCGUGUACGUAUUCGGCGCGAUGUCCGCAUGAGACGUCGUGGAGAAAAGCGGUCCGAUGACUACGAUUAUGAGGAGGACAGGAUGCUCAGCAGCCGGCUCGAACGCCAUUCUACCGCGGACACUUGUCCGAACCCAGCCGAACGCCCCCGGUCGACCAGCAUCGGCACUGUCGAUCAUUGCUCCGGUCCAGAGGCCUCACGCCGUGCGUCCGCGACGGAAUAUGGCUUUCAGAAUGUGUUGCCUUAUCAGCGUCCGGUCCCUCAUGCUCCGGCACCACCCGCAGCUUCGAUCCCCUCGCCUAUUGCCUCGGCUGCUCCCUCGUCUCACAAUGCUUCGUAUCAAUCGCACCUGUCCUUCGGUUCGACGCAGACUCAGUAUUCCGCCCCUCAGUUGCCCAGGUUACCGCCAUCUGGAUCAACGUCAAUCGCGGCUUUUCCACCUCACGCAACGCACUCGCACUCCAGAAACUCGUCGGCUAGCUCCGAGCACAGUGACCCGAAGCCCUUCAGGUUACCACCUAUGCGUGUCAACCCACCAACGCCGAACCCAUCACCCACCGACUUGCGUUCGUCCGAUCCUCCCAUGUACCCAACAGCAGCUCAGCCUGCAGCAGCUAUGCCCCAACCCCGCAACAACAUACUUCCACCGAUUAGUUCGUUAUCGAGUGAAUUCCCCAUCGAUAUCCCUCAACCGCGCAAUACAGCUGCUCUUACUCCUGGCCCUGAAGCAAACCAGGGCAGAAGACUUUAUUAUGACACGAACUCGGGAACAACCUUCACCAAACGAACACAUGAAGAAUCCUUCGGCAUAGCCGAGCGUCCAUUGUAUAAUGGCAUGCGACCCAAUUCAGACACAUAUUCUCAGGGGGACAGAAGGCUUUCAGAUGCCAGUCGAGAAGCAUCCUACAGCCCGUCCCGGAACGAAUUGGCGUAUAAGCGAGCCAACGGCAGGAUGGUUACAAAAAUCUCUCCAGCUAUGCGAUGACAUGGACGAAACGCUCAGCAUUCUACUUUUUGUUCUCUGCCGAAUCUGGGACACUUUUCGCAAUAGGACGGCGUCUUGGCGAACUGGCCUGUCGGAAUGAGUUUAUAAUAUUUUACUUUCCUUCAUUGAUGAUAUUGGGAAAGCCUGAAAAGAGGAGGCUUCGAGGGGCUUUCUUCUUAUCUCAUUUCAUU